This is a messenger RNA of Lolium perenne, 1080 nucleotides long. RefSeq names its product F-box/LRR-repeat protein At3g59190-like. Gene Ontology annotation, molecular function: protein binding. The record is from RefSeq and is a predicted model, not a curated record. Lineage: Eukaryota; Viridiplantae; Streptophyta; Magnoliopsida; Poales; Poaceae.
AUGGAGAGAAAGGUGGCUAAGGCGGAGGUAGUCGCAGGGAAGAAGGAAGCGCGGUCUGCGGGAUCUGCGACUGCCAAGAAGAAGAAGACAGCGGCGGCGGUACCCGCACUCAAGAGGCGCGCAUCCGAUGGAGCCGCCGCGCGCAGGUCGAAGAAACAAGCACAGGAUGGUGGCCGCGACGGCGAUAUCAUCGGCCAUGGCGAUCUCAUCAGCAACCUUCCCGACGCCAUCCUCGGCACCAUCAUCUCGCUCCUCCCCACAAAGGACGGCGCCCGCACGCAGGCCCUUGCCCGCCGGUGGCGACCCCUCUGGCGCUCUGCGCCUCUCAACCUCGACGCUGCAGACAUCUGCUACAAUGAUUUCAAACAAUUCUCCAUCGUCUCCAGGAUCCUCUCUGACCACCCUGGCCCUGCCCGCCGCUUUGCCUUCAAGGGAAUCCGCCUCCACAAAGUGAAAAAAACGUACGCUGAGGACGCCGCUCAGAUCGAGAGCUGGUUCCACUCCCGAGCCCUCGACGGCCUCCAGGAGCUCGACAUCGCCUUCUCGGUCUUGGAAUAUAGGUAUGGCAAGUCUGAGAAGCGCUACCCACUGCCACUGUCAGUGCUCCGCUUAGCGUCAACCCUCAUCGUGGCCAGCAUUGGCUCCAGUGAUUUCCCAAAGGAGAUCACACAUUCGCUGAACUUUCCCCUGCUCAAGCAGCUCAACCUAUGGCGUGUUUCCAUCUCCGAGGAUGUUUUCUCUAAGAUGCUCUCUGGUUGCCAUGUCUUGGAGACUUUAAUUCUGUCGGAAAUUCGUGAUGUUGGUGGCCUUUGCAUCAGCUCAACAACUCUAAGGAUCAUCGUCGUCAGCUAUUUGUUUGAUGGCAAAGGAGAAUUGGUCAUUAAGGAGGCCCCUUGCCUUGAAAGGUUGCUAUUAAAUUCUUCAGGCUUAGGCACUGAGUUUAUCCGGGUAGUUAGGGCACCUAAAAUAGAGAUAUUGGGCCAUUUGUCACCCUGCAUCCCUGAAAUUGAGAUUGCUAACAUUGUCUUCCAGGUAGCACCAUCAGCCUCUAGACUCUUGCUUGGCAUUCUUUCUUGCUGA